UUGCUCUGACCCGGUGAUGAUACAAGCGGACAUGAGGAUAUUACACAAAAACGUGCGAAAGCUGCUGGAAACUUCUAGCAAAACGCCACUCAUUAAUAUCUAACCACUUCUACCAGUAAUCCAGAGAGUGGAAAUAGUUUUACCCUACAGUGCCUGGCAGGAUGUCAGUUAUUGAGGAGGAACGAGUCCGCGGUGGUGUUUUUAAGGACAUUAAUCCAGAAGAUGAAGAUCAGCAACCUACAGUGAUCGAGAGUUUGUGCAUGAACUGUUAUGAAAAUGGAAGUACACGUCUACUGCUUACUAAGAUCCCUUUCUUCAAAGAAAUCAUCAUCAGCUCUUUCACAUGUCCACACUGUAACUGGACCAACACAGAAAUCCAGUCUGCUGGUCGGAUACAAGAGCAGGGUGUGCUGUACACCUUACAGGUGAAGACCAAAGAGGACAUGAACCGAGAGGUUGUGAAGUCUGACAGCGCAUCCACCAGAAUUCCACAACUUGAUUUUGAAAUUCCUGCUUUCACACAGAAGGGCUGUAAGUUUUUCCAUUGUGACCUCUAACUGAAGUA
Messenger RNA from Sinocyclocheilus anshuiensis, 565 nucleotides. RefSeq names its product zinc finger protein ZPR1-like. Gene Ontology annotation, molecular function: zinc ion binding. The transcript is spliced from 3 exons. Gene Ontology annotation, cellular component: nucleus. The record is from RefSeq and is a predicted model, not a curated record. NCBI's taxonomy places the organism in Eukaryota, Metazoa, Chordata, Actinopteri, Cypriniformes, Cyprinidae. The coding region runs from base 162 to 557 and encodes 131 amino acids.